CUUCCACUCUAUCAGAUCUGACUCAGUCUUGAAUCUUUUCCACUGCCUACCAUGACUAUUCAGACAUUCACUGUCCGCUGGGGAAUCCUCGCCACCGGAGGCAUUGCAUCUUUGUUCACGAAAGACCUCCUCGUCCCCCCCUCCUCCCGCAAUGUGACCGACAUCCAGCACACGGUGACGGCGAUCGCGUCGUCGUCGUCGCUGGAGCGCGCCAAAGCCUUCGCCGACGCCCACAACCUCCCCAGCGCGACGCUGCACGACUCGUACGAAGCCCUGGCGGCCGACCCGAACGUCGACAUCGUCUACGUCGCCACCCCGCACUCCCACCACUUCCGCAACGCCAUGCUCUGUCUGCAGGCGGGCAAGGCCGUGCUGUGCGAGAAACCCAUCACCGUCAACGCGCGCCAGGCCCAGAUCCUCGCCGACACGGCGAAACAGAACGGCGUCUUCCUCAUGGAAGCCGUCUGGACGCGCUUCUUCCCCCUCACCAAGGCGGUCGGGCAGAUCGUCUCCUCCGGUCAGCUGGGCUCCGUCCACCGUGUCCUGGCUGAUAUGAGUUUCGGCGAGGAGAUCGAGACGAAAUGGGGGACCGAGCACCGUCUUGUCAAUCUCGAUCUUGCGGGGGGUGUUCUCCUAGACUUAGGAAUAUAUUCUCUCACCUGGGUGUUUGAGAUCCUCUACCGACUCGGCGGCGACGAGUACCCGAAGGUCAUGUCGACCAUGACCAAAUACGCCCCGACGGGCAGCGACGAGACGACCUCGGUGCUACUUCGGUUUCCUCGCAGCGGGGCGCAGGGCAUCGCUCUCUCCGGGCUGCGGGUGAGUUCGGACCCGGAUGGGAUGAACAGCGCGCGGCCCGCGAUUCGCAUCCAGGGGACAAAAGGCGAGAUCCAGAUCGACGGGCCGUGCUAUCGUCCGACGGCGUACAGGCUUAUUCCUAAGCUGCAGGAAGGAGAGACGGCAGCGGGGAAGAAGCCGAUCCAGGACGUCGAGAUGCCGAUCCCCGGCCACGGUAUGUUCUGGGAGGCGGACGAGUGUGGGCGCUGUCUACGGGAUGGGAAGCUGGAGAGCGAAAUCAUGUCCCUGCAGGAGAGUAUUGCCAUCAUGCGCGUCAUGGAUGAAGUCAGGGAGCAGAAUGAUUUUGUCUAUCCGGCGGAGUUGGAGAGCACGGAUUACUGAGAUAGCAGUAUAUUCACUAUACAUAUACUUGAGUAGUAUCUAGACUGCAAAAAAACUCUCAAAUCCCACCAGCGCAUAUCGAUAGCGUGCCCUGUUCUCCUGC
Messenger RNA from Penicilliopsis zonata CBS 506.65, 1282 nucleotides. RefSeq lists its product as hypothetical. The record is from RefSeq and is a predicted model, not a curated record. The transcript has 4 exons. NCBI's taxonomy places the organism in Eukaryota, Fungi, Ascomycota, Eurotiomycetes, Eurotiales, Aspergillaceae. The coding region runs from base 52 to 1179 and encodes 375 amino acids. Gene Ontology annotation, molecular function: nucleotide binding.